GCAGCAAACAAAAGCAAAGGUCUUCCAAAGUGCAUUAAAGCAGAAGAUAACAUCAGAUUUUUAUCUUAUCAUGAAACUAUUAUCUGAAGGACAAUUAAGGCUUUAUGUUGUUCAACCAGUACAUCUCACAUCAUGGCUAUUUAUAGUUUUUAUCCUGAAGUCUAUCUCUUCUCUAAAACCUGCCCGACUUCCAAUUUAUCAAAGGAAACCCUUUAUAGCUGCCUGGAAUGCUCCAACGGAUCAGUGUUUGAUAAAAUAUAACUUGAGACUAAAUUUGAAAAUGUUUCAGGUGAUUGGAAGCCCACUGGCCAAGGCCAGGGGGCAAAACGUCACAAUAUUUUAUGUCAAUAGAUUGGGAUACUAUCCAUGGUAUACAGCAGAUGGGGUCCCCAUUAACGGGGGUCUCCCCCAGAAUAUAAGUUUGCAAGUUCAUCUGGAAAAAGCUGACCAAGACAUCAAUCACUACAUCCCUGCUGAAGAUUUCAGUGGACUUGCUGUUAUAGACUGGGAAUAUUGGCGACCACAGUGGGCCCGAAACUGGAACACAAAAGAUGUCUACAGACAGAAGUCAAGACAACUUAUUUCUGAUAUGCAAAGGAACGAAUCAGCUACGGAUAUUGAAUAUUUAGCCAAAGCAACCUUUGAGGAAAGUGCAAAAGCUUUCAUGAAGGAAACCAUCAAAUUGGGAAUUAAGAGCCGACCCAAGGGCCUUUGGGGUUAUUACUUAUAUCCUGAUUGCCACAAUUAUAAUGUCUAUGCCCCAAACUACACUGGGUCCUGCCCAGAAGAAGAAGUUUUGAGGAACAAUGAGCUCUCUUGGCUGUGGAACAGCAGUGCUGCUCUGUACCCUUCCAUUGGUGUCAGGAAAUCCCUUGGAGGUGGUGAAAACAUUCUGCGCUUUUCACAGUUUCGUGUGCACGAAUCUAUGAGGGUGUCUGCCAUGACGUGCCAUGAUUAUGCUCUGCCUGUGUUUGUCUACACGAGGCUAGGGUACAGAGACGAGCCUUUGUUCUUUCUUUCUAAGCAAGAUCUAAUCAGUACCAUAGGAGAAAGUGCUGCCUUGGGUGCUGCAGGCAUUGUUAUUUGGGGAGACAUGAAUUUAACUUCAUCUGAGGGCAACUGUACAAAGGUGAAGCAGUUUGUGAGUUCUGAUUUAGGGAGCUACAUAGUCAACGUGACCAGGGCCGCGGAGGUGUGCAGCCUUCACCUGUGCAGGAAUAACGGCAGGUGCAUAAGGAAGAUGUGGACGGCUCCCAACUACCUCCACCUGAACCCUGCGAGUUACCACAUAGAGGCCUCUGCAGACGGGGAUUUUACUGUGAAAGGCAGAGCAUCUGCUACAGACCUGGCAGUGAUGGCUGAGAAAUUUUCCUGUCAUUGUUAUCAGGGAUACGAAGGAGCUGAUUGCAGAGAAAUGAAGAUGGUUGACGGAUGCUCUGGGGUUUCCCCUUUUUCUUCCUCACUAAUAACACUGGGUCUGCUGGUUUUGGCAGUCUAUGGGAGCACUCAGUUGUGGGAUAAUUGAGUUUAAAGGGAAUUGUGCAACCUCUAG
Messenger RNA from Otolemur garnettii (small-eared galago), 1552 nucleotides. RefSeq names its product hyaluronoglucosaminidase 4 (gene HYAL4). Gene Ontology annotation, biological process: hyaluronan catabolic process; carbohydrate metabolic process. The transcript is spliced from 4 exons. Lineage: Eukaryota; Metazoa; Chordata; Mammalia; Primates; Galagidae. Gene Ontology annotation, molecular function: hyalurononglucosaminidase activity. The record is from RefSeq and is a predicted model, not a curated record. Bases 71 to 1525 code for a protein of 484 amino acids.